AUGGUACAAUAUCAGGGCAAAGAGGUACCUGAGACACUUGUUGGAUCUCAAAUUAUGCCAUAUUACUUAGUUUACUUACCAUCUUUCUUGAAUCAAUCGUGGUACAGCAUGAGAGCGAAGAGGUGGGUUGAUGAGCAUCUUGUUCACAUCUUAUCACCAAAUAUAUAUCGCACGACGUAUGAGGCACUUGAGUCCUUUGAUUACAUAACGAGCCAUGGCAACUUCAGCUUUGCAGAGAAGCUCUCAGUAAAGUAUGCGGGAGCAGCAAUUAUGUAUAUGGUAUCCAAGAAGCUGAAGAAGAAAUAUAACAUCGCUGAUGAACGUGCUGCUUUGUAUGAAGCUGCAGUAACAUGGACUAAGGCUCUUGACGGCAAAGAUUUCUUGGGUGGGUCCAAGCCAAACUUAGCCGAUCUUGCAGUCUUUGGUGUUCUUAGACCAAUUCGGUACUUGAGGGCUGGCAUAGAUAUGGUGGAAAAUACUGGAAUUGGUGAAUGGUACCAUAGGAUGGAAAGUGCUGUUGGUGAACCUUCAAGAGUCCUGGCUUAGAAUGCGAUUUUUGCUACACACCGUGCUUUGUUUCUGUAUAGGCGAUUAAGAUGUGAAAGGUAACACUAAUUACGUUUUCUAUUUUGGCACUCAUGAGUUGCUCAAAUUUUGAAUAAUAACAGUGGUAGAAAACCAGUUAAAGACAUCAGCUUAUGAAGAAGAGAGAAUUGAGGAAUGGAUAUAACCAUGAAAAGUGGUUUGUUAACCAAAAUACUCUCCAGUGAAAAUGUUUUGAGACUGUUAUUACUCAAUUCCUGUUUUAUUUUAGAAACUUAUAUUCUUUGUGCUA
Asparagus officinalis (garden asparagus) is the source of this 835-nucleotide messenger RNA. Its product is annotated as prostaglandin E synthase 2-like. Bases 1 to 546 code for a protein of 181 amino acids. Gene Ontology annotation, molecular function: prostaglandin-E synthase activity. The transcript has 4 exons. Gene Ontology annotation, cellular component: mitochondrion. Lineage: Eukaryota; Viridiplantae; Streptophyta; Magnoliopsida; Asparagales; Asparagaceae. The record is from RefSeq and is a predicted model, not a curated record.